Molecule: messenger RNA, 2895 nt
Organism: Chlamydomonas reinhardtii
Lineage: Eukaryota; Viridiplantae; Chlorophyta; Chlorophyceae; Chlamydomonadales; Chlamydomonadaceae
Exons: 9
Coding region: 228-1901 (557 amino acids)
Source: RefSeq, a predicted model, not a curated record
GAACACGCUCGAGCAUGACUUGACUGUGUUCAAAUACAUCGGCCACAUAUAAGCCACUUGUAGACUACUUCAAAAGUGCUGGAUUGUCUUUGAGCGCAUAUGUCUGGUAUUUCCAGCGCCACCUAGGAAUUUCUCGUGUUUGAGUCCAGUUUGCGUCAGGUCCGCCUCGCUGGCCUUUCCAGGCCUUUCCAGAUCUUCCCAGCAAUUGCUCUUUCAUAGUGCCCAUCAUGCAAUUCUUAUCCCAUGGCGAAAACAAUGACGGCCACCUGCUGCUGGCCGGCAUGCCUUUGCCAACUCCUGCCGGCGUCAUAGUGGGAGGAGAAGACCGCGGUGCUGAUGUAGCCUCCCUGGCGUCCAGCUUUCGUAUGCGUAUGGCAGCGCUGACGAGCGCUGCGUCUCCGGCGCCAGCGGCCUCACAACAACCACGGGGCACGCCAGGAGGUCGGAUCAUGUUUGUGAAUGAUACCGCUCCCACUCCCACUCAGCACGUGAGCGACCAGCAAAACGUUCAGCUGCUGGAGCGCAAGUGGAGGUCUCUGUCACAGAGCAUGCGCGGCAACGCGCAGGCCGCGGCGGAUGUGCUAAUGAAGCAGGCACAAGCCACCAGUCAACUGGAUGAAAUGCUGCAGCUGAUGUUCAUCCAGCUCAGGUCAGUCUCGGACGACCGGGCACGACUGCAGCAGCAGCUGCUGCAUGAGCGCAGUGCGGCGGCGGCACAGGCGGAGGAGCUGGCAGCGCUGCAGCAGCGGCAGCAGAUCAGCGAGCACCGCACCGCCACUGUGAAGGUGGUCACGGACUCGCUUCAGGGCCAACUCGCUCAGGCGCGGGAUGCGCUUGCGACCAGCCAACGCGAGAACGAGCAUUUGAAGGAGCAGCUCAGGGAGCUGGAGGAGCAGCUGUCGGUGACGAGCGAGUGCCGCAUGCGCGGAGACACCAUCAUAUCGGAACAGGUGGCAGUGCUGGAGGCGCUGCGGCAGCAGCUGGAGGACAAGGCAUCUACGGCCGUGGUGCUGGCCGAGGACAAGGCGGCGCUGGAGGCCCAGCUGCAGGGUGUGCUCCAGGCGGAGCAGGAGCUGACGGUGCACCUGCGCGAGACACACACCGCCAUCGAGGGCCAGCUCAGCACUCUGAGGGAGCAGCUCAAGACCGAGCGACAGAAGCGGGCUGCGGUUGUGAAGCGGCGCGGGGAGCUGCAGGUGCAGGUGGAGCAGCUGCAGGCGCAGGUGGCCUCGCAGCAAGCGGAGAUGGCUACGCUUGCGGAGCGGAUUGGGCGGGGAGGCGGUGGCAUUCAUCAUUUGUCGGCGAGUGCGCGGAGCUCCACACCAUCAAGCAAGCAUGCCCACACGACACAGCAGCGCCCAAUGACAUCCGGGUCUACGCAGGCGGUGCGGCCCGCCGCAGCGGUUGUGGCUGUGCCGGCUGGCCGGAGUCCCUCUCCAAUUGCGGGGUGGGGGCAGCAACGCUUGCGUGCGCCCCUGCGGCCACUGGCCAACUCCGUGGCAAAUGCAGCAGCAGCAGCAGUACAUUCAACUGGCAGCCAGAACAGCAGUGCAGAACGGGCCGCAACGCGUGCGGGAAGCAGCAGGCAGGAGGACGAGCCGCGGUCACCGGCGGGCAUGCGGCAGGAACCCAACACCGCAUCUAUUGCGCAGUCUCCGGCAGCUGUGUCCAUCCCCAUGUCAGUUAGUGGCGCCGCGCCCCCUGGUGAGGCCCAGGCCAUGCAAGGCAUGGCAGCUAAGGAGGACCACAAGCAAGUGGGGUCCUUCGAACCGCCGUCACCACCAAUCCACCUGGCAGCAGCUCACGGGUACGACGCACAGCCAACGUCAUCAGCCCCCCGGCGGCGUUCGAUUUCGCCUCGACGCGGCGCGGGGCCCAAACCCCACUCGUGGCUGCCGUGAAGGCGCAACCAGCACAUGGUCCUGGUGUGCGGUUCAUACGGUGCAUGCCUUGCCAGCAACGCCAGCAACCCUUCGCAUCAAGUUUUGGGUGGAAUGUCCAAGGGCAAAUACGGUAGAUUACUGAGGCUGCGGUGUGCGAGGUGGGCUGGUAGCGUGCAUGCUUCGCGGCUUCACAACUAAAGAGUGCAUUGUUUGAUAGUGCCAGAGCCUUUCGCUGCGGGUUUUGGGCUGAGCCCCCUGAGCGAAGCCAUCCAGGGGGCAACAGUACAGUGAUUCGGCAAGGAGGCGCGUACGGUACGCGUAACAAGGGUAUACUGGCCGGUAAUGGUGUUCUGGGGCUUCCAAUGCCCUUGCCGUAUAAUCUGACAAGGCUACAGAUUCCAUGUGUCGAAUCCUACGAGCAUACUACUUGAAUGUUCCAGGGUGCGGGGACGGCUGGGCACUGGGGACGGAUUGAUUGACAGGUUGACGGUUGGGACAGCUCAUGUGCGCUCUCCUCUUCCUCCCCGUUCCCCAUCCCCAGAACCGCGACGUCUCCGCCGCCAACGUGAUCCGUGUGCUCCUCCUGCUGAAGCUGAUGGGCUUCGAGCGGCCGACCAAGCUGCAGCGGCCGCCAUGGCCGGCGGCGGCGGCGGGGCCGGGCUGAGAGCCUGAACGGCGCUAGCAGGGCGUGGGGCUGAGGGUGCACGUGUUGAUUGGCGGCGAGUGACGUGACUAGUUUGUUAGCUGCGGGUUAGCACGGACUGUGCACCCCACCCAACCGGCCACGUCCGGAUUUGCGGGGAUGCCAAAGGCGCCCAACAUAGAGGCGUGUGCUUAGUAGGCGCCCGCGUCAAGGUGGCUGGGUUGAUAACGACCCGGGAUCAGCCCUUUUCCUGCCAUAAGGCAGCCACCUCCUUGUUAGAGUUUUACAUGUCCUUGUGGAUACACGACAACUAGGCACGGAGGUAAGGGGGUUUGAAUUCGACACGAGUUGGUGUAAGCCCAUGACCCC